Molecule: messenger RNA, 2785 nt
Organism: Xyrauchen texanus (razorback sucker)
Lineage: Eukaryota; Metazoa; Chordata; Actinopteri; Cypriniformes; Catostomidae
Gene: drc1
Product: dynein regulatory complex subunit 1 homolog (Chlamydomonas)
Exons: 15
Coding region: 85-2172 (695 amino acids)
Biological process (GO): cilium-dependent cell motility; axonemal dynein complex assembly; regulation of cilium movement
Cellular component (GO): axoneme; axonemal dynein complex
Source: RefSeq, a predicted model, not a curated record
UUGUCUAUUCAUAGCACUUUGUCUCUAUCACCGUCUGUUUGAGUUAUAUUUAUUUUACUACUGUGCUCAUUAACGUAAUUCAAAAUGGACCAAAACGCGCAUUUUGCAGGCGAUGAGGCAGACUAUCCUGGACCAUCAGUUGAGUGUGCAAGCCAAAAGGAGAGAAUUAAAGCCCGUCGCCUUCGCAUAACCGCACGAAAUGAGGCUAAAAAACGACAAGAGUUUGGAGAUUCCUCAGGAAAGGGGGAUGUUAAAGAAGAAGCACGAAAAAGUCAGAAGGAAGUGGAACAAAGUGAGAGGAUUCUGGAUAAAUUAAAAAGUGAUGGCCUAGAGUUGGUGACCAACAUUCAGGUUGCUGCAGACGCCAGAGUGUCAAACACGAGAACAGAGCAAGCGGAGGGAUUUCGACUGAGGAGAGAAAAGGUGGAGAAUGAGGCCAAGUCCAGCCAGGAGAAGUUUGAGGAGAUAAAUCGCAAAUGGACAGAUGCCAAAAUUCCACAAGAUCAGCGAGAUGUUCUGAACAGCCAGCAACAGCUCUGCGACCAGCUCAUAGAGGACAAGCAUAAACUGAUCAAUGAGCUGCAGCAGGAGCUGAAAGCAGGUGAUGAUCACUAUGUGAAAGACCUGAAAAGGCAGGCGAAGGACAUAGACAUGCUGGUUGAGAGGAUGGAGGAACAGAUCUCAAGCCUAAAGAAAUCAUUCAGAGAGAAGCUGCACCAAAUUGAGAACACAUUUGGUGAUGAGAGGAGAGAUUUGUUAACCAAUAAUAGAAAAAAAUGGGAGCAUCAGAUGAAAGAACGUCGUGAUAAAGAGCUGAAGAACAUGGUGGAGGGUUUAAGUCUAAUGGAGGAGCAUGUGGACUUUUUGCAGAGGCUGAGGGUACAGACAGCUGAAGAAUACAAUGUAGACAAAAUCAGACUGGAUACAGAAGUACAGAAUUUAAGAAAGAAGGUCCAGGAGACGAAGUUUACCUGCCAUCUGAAUCAAGAGAAACUUGAAAACAAAUACAGAGUGCUUAAGAAACGCGAGGAAGAGAAUGUCAUCUUAAAAUCCCAAUUAAAGAGGAAAAUCAUUAGAAUGCAGGAUAUUUUGAACAAUCUGAAGUCUAAAUGCGCAGAACAGGAUAAGCAGUCAAAAGUGGAGAGCCAAUCACUGAGGAAUGACAAAGCACGCCUCAAACAACAGUACAAAGACAUGCAGAGAAAAGCAAGACACUUUGCAAUGCUCGAUGCUCAGAGGUUUGAAAAGUUAUGGUUGAUGAAUGAAGCUGAGGUAAAGGCCCUGGCCCACAGGGCACUGGACAUAGACCGAAUGAUUCACGAGCAACAGCUGGGUCUGGCAUGGGUGUGUCCUCCACUCCCCUUCAUGGAGGUUUCUGGACCUAUAGUAAGUAAACAGCAGGCCCUCAGUUCAGCCAGACUAGUUGCUGCAGAAGCCCUGAAAGAAGAGCAGCAGGGGGAGACAAGUGGAAACUUAGUGGAGGGAGCCGAGUGUCUGCAGAACACUGUUGGCCGAGUAGAUAGAAGAACAGUAAAGAAAAUUCUGGAGCUGCUGUGUGACGAGGCGGGGUUUCUUGUAGAGAGUAAACUGCUGAAGCUGUUGUCACAUCUAGAAAAGAAUGAGCAGUCUCUAAUGAAGCUGGAUGCCAUUUUCUCAGCAAUGGGGAUUGACAGUGAAGAGGAUGUGUAUACAAUGACAGAGUUUUUUAUGAAGUACAGACAGCAAAGCAGAGAACAAAAGGAACAGAGGGAGGAAGGUGAGGCAGACUACGAGCUGGGAGAAUCAGUGGAAGAGCCAUCUGAUUUAAUUGAUCCUAAUGACCUUCUAGUGGCUCUGAAAGAUUUUACCUCUCAAUACUGCAAAUCCUGUGAGGUUCAGGAUCAGCAGAGCAGUGUUUUGGGGUUGGACAUGAGAGAUUCCUCUGAGGAUGCAGCAUACUGGGAAAGUAUGGCUAAUGUCAUCCCAGAGUCCAAACUCACACUCUGGAGUGCUCUAGAAACAGCUCUCAACAAGUAUCAUACGGAACUAACUGAAAGGGCUGUGGUACUAGUGGAAACACAGAAUAUAAAACAACAGAAUACUGAGCUCAGGCAGUUACUCCAUCAAUACACAACUUCUAAAGGUGAGUGCACAUGUGUAUUGCAUGACCCUAAGGCUCAGUAUGGUUGUUAAUUUUAAAUCAUCUAACUUUAUGUCCCCUGUUAGGUCAGAGCUGAGCUGGAGAGCCCGCCCCACUAGGAUGAAGCAGUUCCUUAAAGGGAUUGUUCACCCAAAAAUGAAAUUCUCUCAUUUACUCACCCUCAUGCCAUCCCAGAUGGGUAUUACUUUUUUCCUCUGCUGAAAACAAAUGAAACAUAUCUCAGCUCUGUAGGUCUUCACAAUGCAAGUGAAUGCUUUUUGGACCUUCCAAGUUCCAGCCACCACUCACUUGCAUUGUUAGACCUACAAAUUGGAGAUAUAUUUCUAAAAAUCUUUGUUUGCGUUCAGCAGAACAAAGUCAUAUACAUCAGGGAUGGCAUGUGGGUGAGUAAAUGAUGAGAGAAUUUUAAUAUUUGGGUGAACUAUCCCAUUAAUUAAGGGCUGUAAAAGACUUGCCCUGUGGAUGAGUUCAGUCUGGAUGCAUAUUCAUGCCAAUUUGUUACAUUGGUAUACAUUCAUAAAAUUCAAUUUUUAGCUACAGCAGGAUUGAUAAACUCUUUCAUUUGUUGUGUUGCAUGUCAUAACUCGCAUCUUAAAGUGUUAACACCUUUCUCUGUUACAUCUGGCAUUCAGCACUUGCACAUUU